AUUACAAUGAAUUGACGCAUUAAAUUAAUAAAAUGAGCAAACAAUAUAAGAGCAUAAAUGAUUUGCCAGAUUGGGUGAAAAUGAUCACAGGUGGUAUUGCAGGUAGUGUAGCAGAGGCUAUAACCAUCCCUAUUGAUACAGCUAAGGUGCGUCUUUAAAUCCAAAAGCCAGAUGCGAAUGGGAAGUACAGAUAUCACGGAUUGUUACACACAACUCGACAAAUUUAUGGUGAAGAGGGAGUUUCAAGUUUGUUCAAGGGUCUUUCAGCAGGAAUCCAGAGACAAUUAGUGUUUGCAUCAAUCCGUAUUGGAUUGUAUGAACCUACGCGUGAUUUCUUCUGUGGAAAAGAUUUCAAAGGUGAUCCUCCCCUGUCUAAAAAGAUUUAUGCAGGUCUAGCCACAGGUGGAAUUGGUAUCUCAAUCGCAAGUCCAUUUGAUGUGAUAAAGGUGAGAUUUUAGGUCGAUGGUAAUCUUCCAGCUGAUUAACGUCGUUAUAAGAACUUGACAGAUGCAUACAUUAAGAUCUACAAACAAGAUGGGUUGCACGGAUUUUGGAGAGGAGUAACUCCAAACAUCAUUAGAAAUGCUGUGAUUAAUUGUGCUGAGUUAGCCACCUUUGAUCACAUCAAGGAAUCUCUAAUUAAAACCGGGUUAUUCCAUGAAGGUUUAACAUGCCAUUUUGCUUCAAGUGCUUGUGCAGGAUUCAUAGCAGCAGUGGUUGGAUAGCCAGUUGAUUUGAUUAAGACUAGAGUUAUGAAUCAAAAUGUUGGUGUUUUAACAGUUGUGAGUAACAUCAUAAAAAACGAAGGAGUGUUAAAUCUAUACAAUGGAUUCUCAGCAAAUGCAGGUAGAAUCAUCACAUGGAACAUUUGCAUGUUUGUUACAUUAGGCUAAGUUAGAUUAUAUGCAUUAAAUAAUUUCUAUAAGUCACCAGAAUGAUAUAAUUAUAUAUAUGAAUCAUUAAAAAUAUUUGAAUAUUUCCCAA
Molecule: messenger RNA, 984 nt
Organism: Paramecium tetraurelia
Lineage: Eukaryota; Ciliophora; Oligohymenophorea; Peniculida; Parameciidae
Exons: 5
Biological process (GO): mitochondrial transmembrane transport
Molecular function (GO): oxidative phosphorylation uncoupler activity
Source: RefSeq, a predicted model, not a curated record